Symbiodinium sp. CCMP2592 is the source of this 1995-nucleotide messenger RNA. The record is from the annotation of a GenBank genome assembly. Lineage: Eukaryota; Dinophyceae; Suessiales; Symbiodiniaceae.
AUGGCAUGGGGUCAAGACGAUUCGUGGAACACCUCGGAGUCCUGGCAGAAUCAGAAGGACCAGCAGCCUCAGCAAGCCUCGGAGGGUCAAGAAGAUCCGUGGAACGCGUCAGACCCCUGGCAGAAGGACCAGCAGCCUCAGCAAGCCUUGGAGGAUCCUACCUGGAAUGCUGAAAAUGACAAGGGAAGUCAGGGAUAUCAGUCUGGCAAGAGUUGGUGGGAGGACAAUGCCGACACAUCCCAGAACCAAGGGAAAGACACGAAGGAAGAGUGGGACGCAUGGGGCAAGUGGAAGCAGCCAGCCGAUGACGGAUGGGGCUCAUCCAACGCUUGGCAGACACAGCAGAGACCCGCCGAGACGGCAGAGGAUGCAAACAAGAGGAGGCACGAGACAUACCGGAAAGAGUACUAUGACUUCCAGUCGUGGUACAAGGAAGCAGGAAUUACGCCCGACACCAACAAUGCAUGCACAUUCUCAGAGGAAUCAGGCGACCGCGGAAUCGAUUUCGAGUUGUACAACUCAGUACAGGUGAAAGUGAGCGGUGAGGGUGCUGAAUCCCUUCCCAAGCAUCUGGACAGCUUCGAGGAACUGUUUUCCAGGUUUGACGGCAUCCCAGGGCAGCUGCAGGAGAAUUUGAGGCUACUUAAGUUUCGAUACCCUACACCUGUGCAAAAGUAUGCUGUCAUCGCGGGACUAGCUGGCCGGGAUGUCAUGUGUUGUGCCCAGACUGGCAGCGGGAAGACGGCAGCCUUUCUGAUCCCUAUGCUCUCAAGCAUGAUGAAGAACCACCGGGCCACAGGUGCAAUGACGGAGGCCUUUGAGGGGCCCUGCGAGCCGGACACGCUGAUCUUGGCGCCGACUCGGGAGUUGGCCCUGCAGAUCUUCGACGACGCAGUCCGAUUCUGCUAUGGCACGGACUAUCGCGUCAUUCGCGUCUAUGGACAAGAGGCACGAGCGAAUCAGCUUCGCGACAUCUCCAAAGGCGCCGACAUCUGCGUGGCCACGCCCGGUCGCUUUGCAGACUAUGUCGAGGCGGAGAUCAUCAGCGUGCAGAAGACUUACUGCCUGGUGCUCGAUGAAGCGGAUCGGAUGUUGGAGCUCGGAUUCCAAGAAACCAUCCAAGAGCUGAUUGAAAAGCGGGGCAUGCCUCAGAACAACGAGCGUCAAACAAUGAUGUUCUCGGCGACAUUUCCGAAGGAAAUUCAGGAGACUGCCAUGAACUACUUGCACAAUCACCUGUUUGUGGAGGUGGGAAAGCUUGGCAGCCCUGCGGCUACAGUCACUCAGAUUUUAGAGCAAGUGGACAAGAAAAUGAAGCUGGACAAGCUUGUGGCUUUGAUUGACUCCUGGAUGCAGAACAGUCGGCCAACGGGCCAGGAACGAAUGCUGGUGUUCACGAACAGCAAGAACCAGACCAAGGCCUUGGACGAGUAUCUCUGGGAUAAGGAGGUUGCCAAGACGGGCGCCCUUCAUGGCGACCUAGACCAGCCGAAGCGAGAGUCAAACCUCGCUCUCUUCCGCGAAGGCAAGAUUGAUGUGAUGCUGGCGACGGAUGUAGCAUCCAGAGGUCUUGAUAUCAGCAAAGUGUCCCAUGUGGUGAACUUCGACCUUCCAAAGGACCCGCAGGUCUACGUGCACCGAAUUGGCCGCACUGGCCGCAUCGGCAAUCGUGGGACAGCCCUCAGCUUCGUCACUAUGGAGGAUACCUGGUGGAUGGAUACUGAAGAGAUGCUCAAGGCCUUGCCCAGUUUCAUGGAGGGGGCACCGAACACCACCGUGCCGGACUGGCUUGCUGAGAAGUGCGACACCCUAACCGCCGGAGAAUGGGGUGCCAAAGCGGACGACACGACGGACGCUCGAGAUGCCGAUGCCUGGUCGAAGUGGACGCCUGCUACCACCGAUGGAGCAUGGACAAAGAGCCAAGACAAUGACAGCGCUUGGCAGGACAACAGUUGGGACCAGCCCAAUCCCGAAGAGGCUUUGCCAUACCAGUAG